GGACGGGCUUCUUUCGACGGGGCUUGGGGCGCUCCGGGUCGCUGCUUGUUGGUGUUAAGGAAGGGGAAGUCAGAGCGGGCGGCCCCCGCACCCGUUACUUCGCUGUAAUCAAAUCUCUCGCUCUGCCUGAACUUCUCAAAUCGUCACACCCGGAAAAUGCCUCGAGUGGGUCCGAUUGGUUCCUGCCAGGGGAAAGAAGUGCAAAGAAAAAAAGAGGCACAUUCCGUUAGCCAAAGCUGGAGAGGUCUGUCUGUCUUGAUCAGAAGUGUGGAAGCUGUGAAACCUUCCUUAUCCAUUUGUAGCAGUUGAAUUUGUGAAGUGAAAGAAGAUAAAAUGGUUGCCUUGUCAUUGAAGAUUGGAGUUGGAAAUGCUGUCAAGACUAUGCAGUUUGAACCCUCGACGAUGGUCUAUGAUGCAUGUCGAAUGAUUCGUGAUCGGGUCCCGGAAGCACAGACGGGACAGCCCAAUGAUUAUGGAUUAUUUCUGUCUGAUGAGGAUCCAAAGAAAGGGAUUUGGUUGGAAUCUGGCAAAGCUUUGGACUACUAUAUGUUGAGGAAUGGGGAUACUUUGGACUACAAAAGAAAGCAGAGGCCUCUGAAGAUUAGGAUGUUGGAUGGAAGUAUCAAAACAGUAAUGGUGGAUGACUCAAAAAUUGUGAGCGAUAUGCUGAUGACAAUCUGUGCCAGAAUAGGAAUCACAAAUCAUGAUGAGUAUUCGCUUGUACAUGAACUUGUUGAAGAAAAGAAAGAAGAAAUAACAGGGACCCUGAAGAAAGACAAAACCCUACUCAGAGAUGAUAAGAAAAUGGAAAAGCUUAAGCAAAAAUUGCACACAGAUGAUGAUUUGAACUGGUUAGACCAUGGAAGAACACUGCGAGAACAGGGUGUUGAUGAAAAUGAAACCUUGCUUCUCAGGCGAAAAUUCUUUUAUUCAGAUCAAAAUGUUGACUCAAGAGAUCCUGUGCAAUUGAACUUGCUUUAUGUACAGGCCAGAGAUGAUAUUCUGAAUGGUUCUCAUCCAGUAUCCUUCGACAAAGCUUGUGAUUUUGCAGGAUACCAGUGUCAGAUCCAGUUUGGACCACACAAUGAGCAGAAGCAUAAACCUGGAUUUUUAGAUUUAAAAGAAUUCCUGCCGAAGGAGUACAUUAAACAGAAAGGAGAGAAAAGAAUAUUUAUGACACACAAGAAUUGUGGGAACAUGUCUGAAAUGGAGGCAAAAGUGUUGUAUGUAAAGUUGGCCCGUUCCCUGAAGACAUAUGGCGUAUCCUUCUUCUUGGUUAAGGAAAAAAUGAAAGGGAAGAACAAACUUGUACCUCGUUUACUGGGAAUUACCAAAGAAAGUGUCAUGCGUGUGGAUGAGAAAACAAAAGAAGUGAUUCAGGAAUGGAGCCUUACAAACAUCAAACGUUGGGCAGCAUCACCUAAGAGCUUUACUCUGGAUUUUGGUGACUAUCAGGAUGGGUACUAUUCAGUUCAGACAACUGAAGGAGAGCAAAUUGCACAGCUGAUAGCUGGAUACAUUGAUAUUAUUUUGAAAAAGAAAAAGAGCAAAGAUCAUUUUGGUUUGGAAGGUGAUGAAGAAUCCACAAUGUUGGAAGAUUCUGUAUCUCCUAAGAAGUCUACCAUCAUGCAGCAGCAGUUCAACAGGACUGGGAAAGUGGAGCAUGGGUCUGUAGCGUUACCUGCAAUUAUGCGUCCUGGUGCUGGGGGUCCAGAAAACUUUCAGGUUGGAACAAUGCCAGCAGCCCAACAGCAAGUGACCAGUGGACAAAUGCACAGAGGACACAUGCCUCCACUGACAUCUGCACAGCAAGCUCUCAUGGGAACUAUUAAUUCCAGCAUGCAGGCUGUGCAGCAAGCACAAGCUAAUCUGGAUGAUGUGGAUGCCUUGCCACCCCUUGGACACGAUGCUGCCUCAAAAGCUUGGAGAAAAAAUAAAAUGGAUGAAUCCAAACACGAGAUCCAUUCACAGGUUGAUGCAAUUACUGCAGGCACAGCAUCAGUGGUCAACCUCACUGCAGGUGAUCCCCUUGACACAGACUACACAGCAGUUGGAUGUGCAGUAACAACCAUCUCUUCAAACUUAACGGAGAUGUCGAAAGGUGUCAAACUGUUGGCAGCUCUAAUGGAGGAUGAGGGUGCAAAUGGGCAGGAGCUAUUGAAAGCUGCUAAGAACCUGACUUGUGCUGUCUCAGACUUGUUGAAGACUGCUCAGCCAGCUACUGCUGAGCCUCGACAGGUCCUGCUAACUGCUGCUGGUACUGUCGGGCAAACAAGUGGUGAACUUCUCCAGCAGAUUGGAGAAAGUGACGCAGAUCCACGGUUCCAGGACAUGCUCAUGCAACUGGCUAAAGCUGUAGCAAAUGCAGCAGCAGCUUUGGUCCUGAAGGCUAAGAAUGUGGCUCAGAAAACAGAGGAUUCAGUAUUACAGAACCGUGUCAUUGCAGCUGCAACACAGUGUGCACUUUCCACCUCGCAGCUUGUAGCUUGCACCAAGGUAGUAGCUCCUACUAUCAGCUCCCCAGUCUGUCAGGAACAGCUGAUUGAAGCUGGAAAACUUGUGGCAAAAUCAGUAGAGGGAUGUGUGGAAGCCUCGCACACUGCAACAAAUGAUGAGCAGCUGCUGAAGCAAGUUGGUGUGGCAGCCACUGCUGUGACACAAGCCCUCAACGAUCUAUUGCAGCAUAUUAAGUUGUAUGCCUCUGGAGGGCAUCCAUCGGGACGUUAUGAUCAAGCAACAGACACCAUUCUAACAGUGACGGAAAACAUUUUCAGCUCCAUGGGGGAUGCUGGUGAGAUGGUGAGACAAGCUAGAAUUCUGGCUCAAGCUACUUCAGACUUGGUCAAUGCCAUUAAAGCUGAUGCUGAAGGUGAAUCAGAUCUCGAGAACUCUAGAAAACUGCUCUCUGCAGCCAAACUAUUGGCUGAUGCCACAGCCAGGAUGGUGGAAGCUGCAAAGGGUGCAGCAGCUAAUCCUGACAGUGAAGAGCAGCAACAGAGAUUGAGAGAAGCUGCUGAAGGUUUGCGUAUGGCAACCAAUGUCGCAGCACAGAAUGCCAUAAAGAAGAAAUUGGUGAAUAAACUAGAGAAUGCAGCAAAACAGGCUGCAGCUGCUGCUACACAGACAAUUGCAGCUGCUCAGAAUGCUGCUUCAUCCAACAAGAACCCUGCCACCCAACAGCAAAUGGUUCAAAGCUGCAAGUCUGUUGCCGAACAGAUACCAAUGCUGGUCCAAGGUGUGCGUGGUAGUCAAUCACAGCCAGACAGUCCAAGUGCACAGCUGGCUCUCAUUAGUGCAAGUCAAAACUUUCUCCAGCCUGGUGCUAAGAUGGUUGCUGCUGCCAAAUCUACAGUUCCUACUAUUGGAGACCAGGCCUCAGCUAUGCAGCUGAACCAGUGUGCUAAGAACCUAGCAAACACAUUACAAGAGCUGCGAGCAGCUGCACAGAAGGCACAAGAUGCCUGUGGCCCCUUGGAAAUAGAUUCUGCCUUGAACCAGAUCAGAACACUGGAGAAAGACCUGCAAGAAGCAAAGGCAAAUGCUGCAGAAGGAAAGUUGAGACCACUGCCCGGUGAAACGCUGGAGAAAUGUUCCCAGGACUUGGGAAGCAGCACCAAGAUGGUGGGUGCUUCUGUGGCUAAGCUACUGAGUGCUGUCACACAAGGAAAUGAAAAUUACACCGGAUUGGCCUCCAGAGAAGUAGCUCAAGCAUUAAAAGCCCUAGGUUCAGCUGCACGAGGUGUUGCAGCCAAUACUACUGAUCCCCAAGCACAGAGCGCGAUGCUGGAGUGUGCAGGUGAUGUUAUGGAUAAAUCCAGUAAUCUAAUUGAAGAGGCCCGCAAAGCCAUGGCAAAACCAGGUGAUCCAGAAAACCAGCAGCGCCUAGCACAGGUGGCAAAGGCUGUAUCAAAUGCUCUAAACAGAUGUGUGAACUGUUUGCCGGGCCAAAGAGACGUCGAUGCGGCUCUAAGAACAGUUGGAGAGGCUAGCAAAAGGCUUCUUGCAAACUCGUUUCCACCAAGUUCCAAGAACUUUCAAGAGGUUCAGAGCCAUCUAAAUGAGGCAGCAGUUGGUUUGAAUCAAUCGGCCAAUGAAUUGGUGCAGGCAUCCCGUGGAAAUACAGAAGACCUGGCAAAGGCAUCUGGCAAAUUUGGCAAAGACUUCAAUGACCUCCUCCAGGCUGGUGUUGAAAUGGCUGGACAGUCCAAGGAUAAAGAAGACCAGGCUCAGGUAAUUGGAAACCUGAAGAGUAUUUCAAUGGCAUCCAGCAAACUCCUCCUAGCAGCCAAAGCACUCUCUGCUGAUCCAACAGCUCCCAACAUCAAGAACCAACUUGCUGCAGCUGCACGAGCUGUGACUGAAAGCAUCAAUCAGUUGAUUACUAUGUGCACACAGCAGGCUCCAGGACAGAAGGAAUGUGAUAAUGCUCUCCGUGAGCUUGAGACAGUCCAAGGAAUGCUUGACAACCCCACUGAAGCUGUCAAUGACUUGUCCUACUUUGAUUGCAUUGACAGCGUGAUGGAAAAUUCCAAGGUUCUUGGAGAGGCGAUGACAGGAAUUUCUCACAAUGCAAAGAACAGUAAUCUACCAGCCUUUGGUGAUUCUGUAAGUUCUGGUUCCAAGGCAUUGUGUGGACUUACAGAAGCAGCUGCUCAGGCAGCCUACCUUGUAGGAAUAUCAGAUCCCAACAGCCAUGCUGGCCAGCAAGGAUUAGUUGAUCCAGCUCAGUUUGCCCGUGCCAACCAAGCUAUCCAAAUGGCUUGUCAGAACUUGGUGGACCCAGCCUGUAUCCAGUCACAGGUUUUGUCUGCCGCCACCAUUGUUGCAAAGCACACUUCUGCGUUGUGCAAUGCCUGUCGCUUGGCCUCCUCCAAGACCUCUAACCCUGUGGCAAAGAGACAGUUUGUUCAGUCGGCAAAAGAAGUGGCAAACAGCACAGCCAAUCUUGUGAAGACAAUCAAGGCCCUUGAUGGUGCAUUUACUGAUGAAAACAGAGAGAAGUGCCGAGCUGCCACAGUUCCUCUGAUCGAAGCAGUCGAGAAUCUGACAGCGUUUGCUUCCAACCCAGAGUUUGUCAGCGUUCCAGCUCAAAUUAGUCCUGAGGGUCGUAAUGCUAUGGAACCUAUAGUUGUGGCUGCAAAGACAAUGCUGGAUAGUUCAACUGGCCUUAUUCAGACUGCUCGCUCUCUUGCUGUAAACCCCAAAGACCCACCCAAAUGGUCUGUCUUGGCUGGACAUUCCCGAACUGUGUCUGAUUCUAUCAAGAAGCUCAUUACUUCCAUCAGAGAUAAAGCUCCCGGGCAGAGGGAGUGUGAUGAAGCCAUUGAUGUUCUCAACCGAUGUAUCAGAGAUGUUGACCAGGCAUCUUUGGCAGCAAUUAGUCAGCAGCUGGCCCCACAAGAAGACCGCUCCCAAGAGGCGUUACAUGAUCAGAUGACUGGAGCUGUCCAUGAAAUCAGCAAUCUGAUUGAUCCAGUAGCAGUGGCAGCUCGUGCUGAGGCUUCACAAUUAGGACACAAGGUGUCCCAGAUGGCAAGUUACUUUGAGCCACUCACCAUGGCUUCAAUUGGUGCAGCAUCAAAGGCAGUUAAUCACCAACAGCAGAUGAAUUUAUUGGAUCAGACCAAGACGCUGGCAGAAUCUGCACUUCAGAUGCUGUAUACAGCUAAAGAAGCAGGCGGCAAUCCAAAGCAAGCAGCUCAGACACAAGAAGCCUUGGAUGAGUCUGUGCAGAUGAUGAAGGAAGCAGUGGAGGACCUGUCAGGAACACUCAGUGACGCAGCCAGUGCUGCAGGUGUUGUGAGUGGAAUGGUGGACUCCAUCAACCAGGCCAUUAACAAGAUCGAUGAAAAUGCUCCAGUGGAACCAGAGGGAUCAUUUGUUGACUACCAGACCACCAUGGUGAAGACUGCCAAAGCUAUUGCAGUAACAGUUCAAGAAAUGGUUACUAAAUCAACCACCAACCCAGAUGAGCUGGGGACUUUGGCUAAUCAACUCACGAGUGACUAUGGACAGCUGGCACAGGAAGCCACUCCUGCAGCCAUUACAGCCGAAAAUGAAGAGAUUGGGAAUCACAUCAAGAACCGUGUGCAGGAACUCGGUCACAAUUGUGCUUCAUUGGUUCUCAAAGCUGGUUCACUUCAGUGCAGCCCCAACGAUGCCUUUACGAAGAAAGAGCUCAUUGAAUGUGCUCGCAAGGUUUCUGAAAAGAUUUCCCAUGUGUUGGCAGCCUUGCAGGCAGGUAACCGUGGAACCCAAGCUUGCAUUACUGCUGCCAGUACUGUGUCUGGUAUCAUUGCUGAUUUAGACACAACCAUCAUGUUCGCUACAGCAGGAACACUAAACCGAGAAAAUGAAGAGACCUUCGCUGACCACAGGGAAAACAUCCUGAAAACAGCAAAAGCUCUGGUGGAAGACACAAAACUUCUUGUAUCGGGAGCCGCUGCAAGUCAAGAGAAGUUAGCGCAUGCGGCACAGUCCUCAGUUGUCACUAUUACUCGACUGGCUGAUGUGGUGAAAUUAGGAGCUGCAAGUUUGGGCUCAGACGAUCCUGAAACACAGGUUGUAUUAAUCAAUGCAGUGAAAGAUGUGGCAAAGGCCUUGGGUGACCUUAUUAGUGCCACGAAAGGAGCAUCAGGAAAAGCUUCAGAUGAUCCAUCCAUGUAUAAUCUCAAGAAUGCUGCCAAGGUGAUGGUGACCAAUGUGACUUCACUUUUGAAGACUGUAAAGGCUGUAGAAGAUGAAGCCACCAGAGGCACAAGAGCUCUGGAAGCUACAAUUGAACACAUCCGUCAAGAACUUGCAGUAUUUUGCUCAGCAGAUCCACCACCUAAAACGUCUACUCCAGAAGAAUUUAUCCGUAUGACUAAAGGAAUUACUGUUGCUACAGCUAAAGCUGUGGCAGCAGGAAACUCCUGUCGUCAAGAGGAUGUUAUUGCUACAGCCAACCUUAGUCGGAAAGCUAUAGCAGAGAUGCUUCAUUCUUGUAAGCAAGCAGCCUAUCACCCAGAGGUGUCCAGUGACGUUCGUACUCGGGCUCUUCGUUUUGGGAAAGAAUGUUCUGAGGGAUACCUGGCUCUACUGGAACAUGUACUUGUUAUCCUUCAGAAGCCAUCAACAGAUCUUAAACAGCAACUGGCAGGGUACUCAAAACGUGUGGCUGGUUCUGUCACUGAACUUAUCCAGGCAGCGGAGGCCAUGAAAGGAACAGAGUGGGUGGAUCCUGAAGACCCAACCGUUAUUGCUGAGAAUGAGUUGCUGAGAGCUGCUGCAGCUAUUGAGGCAGCAGCCAAGAAAUUGGAACAACUCCAGCCAAGAGCUAAACCUAAGCAAGCAGACGAAAGUCUUAACUUUGAAGAACAGAUUCUGGAGGCAGCCAAAUCAAUUGCCGCAGCAACCAGUGCCCUUGUGAAAGCUGCCUCAGCUGCUCAAAGAGAGCUUGUGGCUCAAGGCAAGGUUGGAGCUGUGCCGGCAAAUGCAGUGGACGAUGGCCAAUGGUCCCAAGGCCUCAUUUCAGCAGCUCGGAUGGUUGCUGCUGCUACAAGCAGUUUGUGUGAAGCAGCCAAUGCUGCGGUUCAAGGUCAUGCCAGUGAGGAGAAGCUCAUCUCUUCAGCCAAACAGGUGGCAGCAUCCACAGCUCAGCUGUUAGUGGCCUGCAAGGUGAAGGCUGAUCAGGAUUCGGAGGCCAUGAAGAGACUUCAGACUGCAGGUAACGCUGUGAAGAGAGCAUCUGACAAUCUCGUGAAAGCGGCCCAGAAGGCUGCAGCAUUCAAUGAACAUGAAGAGGAAAAUGUUGUUGUCAAGAAUAAAAUGGUUGGUGGUAUUGCUCAGAUUAUUGCAGCCCAGGAGGAAAUGCUGCGAAAGGAGAGAGAACUUGAAGAUGCUCGUAAGAAGCUUGCACUCAUCCGUCAGCAGCAGUACAGAUUCCUUCCUUCAGAACUUUGUGAUCAAGAGGAAAAUUAACUGUAGACUAGCUAAAAGAGCUAACCGCUAAUCCUGGCCAUGCAUCUAGUUUAUUAAUCAACGGCAAAAGAUCUAAUCUAGAUAAAUUUGUGGCCAGAUUUUUUUUAUAUGUUCAUGCAAUCGCUUGUUUGUAAUUCCCCAAAAGGUGCAAUAGGCGACCCAUUUCCUAAAUUUUUCUGCAUUCUAUAAAUCUGCACACAUUCAUUCACAUUUAACACAUUUUAUUUUGAGCAUAGAAGGGAAUGAUAAAUGUCUGCAUGUAUGUAUACAAUAGUAUGAAAAAUGAAAUGUGUGGUUGCAGUAUUGAUGACAUUGAAAAAUUUGCUGUAAAGCCUAUGUAUGAUAUUUUUUUUUAAAGUUUAUGAAGCCAGGAUGGCGGGAGAUAUAUUUGAUAAUUCCAAAGAAAAUGCACAAGAGCUGUGCCUCCCAAUAUAAUGGUAUAAAGCCAAUGUAACCAGUGACUUAAAGCAGCAGUGGAACAUGCUAAAGUAUGUGUCACAUUCAUUAAUUUUAGAUUUCAGAAGCUAAAUGCUACAUGUUAAAAUUCCAUAAUGGAAAAAAUACUCCCUACAACAGCAACAGUAAUGUUGCCUUAAAUCAGGUCAGAAAUACUGUGUUUUUGGGGAAUUAGUGUUACUUGUUAACUUUUUUUUUAUUUUUAACCAGAUGUACAUGAAUAAUGCAGUAUUUCAGCAGGGUGCCUUUACAAUCAGUAUGUUUAAUCUCUUUUUGGCCUGUAAAACUGCUGUGUUUCCAGUAAAGAGAGAAAUAUCUUUUUAAGGAAUUCAGAGUUUGAAUGUACUGUACUCUGCAAGUUUUUGUUUUGAAAAUAUUGUAAGGUAUUGCCUGUAAUUUUUAUUCUGUCUGGCUUUAAUUAAGAUAAUUAAAUUGCAAGUUCAGUGAGACAUGUUCAGCAUUUAACCCAAAAAAAUCUUUUACCUUUUAAUAUAUUACCAAUUAGUUUUGGGUUCUUGGUCUCCUCUUACUUAGAAGCCUUAAUAUUUUCGUGCAUUUGGCAUAGUACAUUCAGGAGCUUAUAUCUGUAUCUUAAAUGAGUUAACUUUUUAACCACAAUAACAUAAGGCAAUCUGUACACAUCUUUCACAUUAAAAUUUGUGUUUUAUAUUUGUUUACAUGCUCCAUUAAUGGGAAUUUCAGGCAAUUGUGUAUUUUUAUCAAGUACUUUGUUAUGCCACUGGAAACACAAAUGUUUUUAGGCCUCUCCCAGAACGUUUCAAAUGGUAAAUCAUCUAUUUUGCAUAACUGCCUCACGUUCACAUUUAUCCUGCAAACUUAACUUGUUACUUAAGCUCCAUUGCCAUUAAAUAUCACUUUAUUUUCAUACAUUGUGCUUCUAAUAUUAACAUUUAAUGAAUACCAACUCUCCAAUACAAUUUGGAAGAUUACUUUUGUUUUUAUUUUAUGGUUUGUUUGGUGAAUAAAGUUGGUUUUCACUAA
This is a messenger RNA of Pristis pectinata (smalltooth sawfish), 9420 nucleotides long. RefSeq names its product talin-1. Gene Ontology annotation, molecular function: structural constituent of cytoskeleton; actin filament binding; integrin binding. Bases 334 to 7962 code for a protein of 2542 amino acids. The transcript is spliced from 58 exons. NCBI's taxonomy places the organism in Eukaryota, Metazoa, Chordata, Chondrichthyes, Rhinopristiformes, Pristidae. Gene Ontology annotation, biological process: platelet aggregation. Gene Ontology annotation, cellular component: focal adhesion; ruffle; cytoskeleton. The record is from RefSeq and is a predicted model, not a curated record.